Molecule: messenger RNA, 2755 nt
Organism: Trematomus bernacchii (emerald rockcod)
Lineage: Eukaryota; Metazoa; Chordata; Actinopteri; Perciformes; Nototheniidae
Gene: clk2b
Product: CDC-like kinase 2b
Exons: 11
Coding region: 333-1502 (389 amino acids)
Biological process (GO): protein phosphorylation; regulation of RNA splicing
Cellular component (GO): nucleus
Molecular function (GO): protein tyrosine kinase activity; ATP binding
Source: RefSeq, a predicted model, not a curated record
ACUUUCUUGUUCCCUUUUGUUUGAUUUUUCUUUAUUUUUAUCUUAAGCUAGUUUCUCUCCUGUCAGUUGCGUCUCACUUUCGCAUCUGGUUUCUGCUGACAGCAUUGGGAGCUAUAUUUUACUUUGUCUCAACUCCAAGUCCUCUAGUUUUACUGUGCCAGUUCUGCUUUAUACUUGUACCGUCCUGUCCUUUGUGCCUUUUCUCUCCUGCUGAUCUAGUUUUUGUGCUUUUGCUUCACCUGCUUCUCUCCUUUUUCUGUACAACCUCCCUCCAUCCUCUUCUCUUCCACUCAAGCUCUUCUCAUCUCAGAGGAGCUCUGCCCUUCUGCAUCAUGGGAAAGACAGAGCUGUGCUCUCUCUAUAAAGGAUUUCUGGACUGUAUAUGCCUCUGCCUCUCUCGGAGAAGCAGCGAGUCUGAUUGCGACAAUGAGAGGGACACUGAGAACGGCCACCUGAUCUACAGGAGCGGAGACGUCCUGGAAGACAGAUAUGAGAUAGUCAACACUUUAGGUGAGGGGACCUUUGGGAAGGUGGUGCAAUGUACGGACCACAGCAGAGGAGGGAGUCAAAUUGCUCUGAAGAUCAUUAAAAACCUGGAUAAAUACAGAGAGGCAGCCAAACUGGAAAUCAAUGUCCUGGAGAAGAUCAGCGAGAGAGAUCCAGACAACAGAAAUCACUGUGUGCGGAUGCUGGACUGGUUUGACUACUACGGCCAUGUGUGCAUCUCUUUUGAGCUGCUGUCUCUCAGCACCUUUGACUUCUUGAAGGCAAACAACUUCCUGCCUUAUCCCAUUAACCAGAUCCGACACAUGGCCCAGCAGAUCUGCCACGCUGUCAGCUUUCUCCAUGACAACAAGCUGACUCACACCGACCUGAAGCCGGAGAACAUCCUCUUUGUGAUCUCUGACUACACCUUCAUAUACAACGCUGAGAAGAAGUGUAAUGAGCGGAGAAUAAAAGAUACCACAGUGCGGCUGGUCGACUUUGGCAGCGCCACCUUUGACCACGAGCACCACUCCACCGUCAUCUCUACGCGUCAUUACCGAGCUCCAGAGGUCAUUCUGGAGUUGGGUUGGAGUCACCCAUGUGAUGUGUGGAGUAUCGGCUGCAUCCUGUUUGAAUAUUACGCAGGCUUCACACUGUACCAGACUCAUGACAACAAGGAGCAUCUUGCUAUGAUGGAGAGCAUACAGGGACCACUUCCUCAGAGUAUGAUACAGAAAACUAGAAAGCAGAAGUAUUUCCACCGUGGGCGUCUCGACUGGAACGAGUGCUCCAAGGCCGGGCGCUAUGUGAAAGCCAAGUGCAAACCAUUAAGGAAGUACCUGUCCUCACACGGGACAGAGCACCACCAGUUUUUCUUCCUCUUGGAGAGGAUGCUGGAGUACGAGCCAUCGACACGCACCUCGCUGUCCUCCGCCCUGUCUCACCCCUUCUUCCUGCCUCUCCUUCAUCCAGGACGGAGCCACGUCUGGAGGAACAGCUGUGAAACGAGCAGAUGACCCUCAACAGACCCUAGACCCUGAGGACCAGUGGCGGACUGGCCAUCGGGACGUUCGGGACGAAUCCCGAUGGGCCGCUACCGAAGUGGGCCGGUCGGACGAUGUGGGCACCCCGUUGACAAUUUACUAGUGGUACCCAAGUGGGCCGGUCGAGAUGCCUGGGCUGAUUUUUAGUCCCAAUCCGCCCCUGCUAAGGACCAUACCAGUGUGCAUGCAAGUUGUAGUUUUUUAACUAUAAAUCUUGUUUACUUUGUAUUUCAUUUCAAUCAGGAAAGGUUAAAAGUGGUAGUGAGUAAAAGGUGUACUAAAAAGUAACCAUUUAUUUAGACCGUUAAGGUAAAUGGUAAUUAGUAAUAACAGCCCGACUGUUCUGCCAACUUAACUUGGGUUCUCUCUUUCUCUCCGUGUGCAAUAAGUCUUCUCUCGCUUCAACAUAGCCACUCAGAAUGUGCAGAUGAAUGCUCAGUUGCCAAUAUGCAAAUAGGAGUCCUACGUCAUCUGUCAGCUACAUCUUGCAGCAAAUGCUCGCUACUUACAUCUUUUAAGUGUUGGAAACACUGCACAAAAGUCACGUUCCAUUAAGCUGUCUUUUUGGUCUCCACCCAGUCCAAAGGAAAAUAUAUGACUCCUUCGUUGCUAAAUGAUCCAUUAAGCUCAUAUUUGUCUGCCGUUUGGGCGCAGUUAGCUAAAAGUGUUGCUAGUGAAAGCAGUCAAAGAAAUACAAGACAGUUACAUUUGUUUAUCAGAAAGGUUAAACAUUGUGAAACACAAGAGUUUUGCACCCCUUCAAAUGCUAACCAGUUUUUGAUACUGGCUCAACGGUUUCAGACUUUCUUAAAGGUGAUUUAUCUUUUUUUUUUCAAUGUAAUAUUGUUACAUUUUAACGCAGUUAAGUGCAAAUUGAUUUAAAAAAGGGCACUGUGUUUCAUCAAAACAAAAAUGUAACUUGCAUUACUUGAUUUUUACCGAACAUUUUUAACAGUCUGCUAAUAUAUUUUUGUAUCAAACUGAAUUUAACAGUGGGAAAAAGCAGCAGAGGUACAAAUCUUUUUUGUGGGAAAUAAAUAUACAAGAAUGCAAGUAAAUGGGCAUAAACCUGCUGAUCAACACAUGCAAGUAGAUUGAGUCUUCUUCAAAAUGUAAACACAAUAAAAGUAUCUUUUAGAGGAUAUAGAUACAAAAACGUAACAAAUGGAAAGUAUAUUUUUUAUUUGUCGAAUUAUAACAAUUAUUUCUGUCUCUUUUUCAAUAAA